AGUCCCUUUAAUAUAUAAACCUUUCAAGUUAUGAUAUUUUAAGCUAAUAUGAAGUGCUUGCAUUUCUCUCGUACGCGGGCGCCACACACUGUAUAAUAGGUGGUUGUAAAGGUCACUAGGUUUAUGUUCAUCUAGCAUAUGGUAAUAAUUUGACGACGUACUAGAAGAUAAAUAUGGCCAGUCCUUAAAACCAAAUUUUCAAGUAAGUUAUGCAAAUAAAAAAUGGUAUCGCCAAUGAGCAACGGGGAGUUGGUGGGAAAAUAUGAGUAAAUCAUAAUGGCUGGAAAAAUAGCAGCAAUUUGCCAUCAUUUUAUUAAGUUGGAAGAUAAUUUAUGCUUUAAACGAUGUCAAUUUAAAAUAUUUCACGGGAAGGACCUUUAUAUUGUAUUAACUUGAGUUUUUGUGUCAUACGGCCGUUACAAACUUUAUAAGGAAACAAUGAUUCGGCUGAUGAUUGUCGCCAUAGCGUUGACCCUGGCGCUGCUGCUAAUGACUCCCCGGGCUGAAGGAUGUUCUUGCCUUCCACGAACGCCCGCGGAAAUCUAUUGCAGGUCGGACUACGCGGCCCUUCUUAAAGUAGUGGAUGUUUCUGAGCCUUUCUAUGAUGAUAGCAUGCAGCCAGGGCCUUGGAAUAUGCCCUUGUUUGAUUAUGAUAUAGAAGUUCUGACGGAUUUCAAGGGAAAUAUCUUCUCGAACCCAUUGCUUCAAGCCAGCAGUAACGAUGGAUUGUGCGGUGUCAGUUUUGGUAAUGGAACCUACCUCAUUAUGGCAGACUUUGCACCAAACGUGAGGCCUGGUGGACACGGAAAAGUUCUCACUUCAUGGUCGUGCGCUUUCAACCGUUACAUUGAUUCCUCAAACCCAGAGAUGGCCGCGGCCGAAGUUGCGUCAUACAUGUCCUUUCUAACUGAUGAUUUCUCGUGCGAAAAUGUCAGUAAGAAGCGUACGCUGAAGGAGUCGUUCGCAAAGAAGUUCAAUUCAGCACUGGAAGAAGACCGUGGAGAAUUGUCCACUUUGCAAGAACAGGCUAGAAAAGCCCAAUUAGGCCUGCAACGGAAAGUCGAUGCGCAAGCGGGAACAGACAGGCUACGCCAACUUCUCAAGGCUGCGUUUCACAAUUGAAACGAUAGAGGAAAAGAGAUCAGAAAACUGGAUUGUCUAUCGAAUACAUGCACUUUUUGUAGAUAAAUGAUUACAUUCUCAUAAAGCAAUAUAAAACACGAAGCUGUU
Mya arenaria is the source of this 1230-nucleotide messenger RNA. RefSeq lists its product as uncharacterized. The record is from RefSeq and is a predicted model, not a curated record. Lineage: Eukaryota; Metazoa; Mollusca; Bivalvia; Myida; Myidae. Gene Ontology annotation, molecular function: metalloendopeptidase inhibitor activity. The transcript has 5 exons. The coding region runs from base 439 to 1122 and encodes 227 amino acids.